CACAGCCCUCUCUGGGGGGCCGGGCAAAUGGCACCUUCUAUGAGAUCCUGCAAGUGGACUUUGGGAUCGACAACAGCAGCGGCCUGGCCGGGGCGCAGCCCAUCACCUGGCAGGUAGAGUACCCAGUGGAGGACGCCAUGAGCGAGCUGGCCGUCUCCGAGAUCUUCGUCAGCCCGACAUCCUUUGUGGGCAUCGUCCCUCUUGCAAUGGACACGGAGGUGCUGAACACGGCCGUCCUCACCGGGAAGGCUGUCUCGGUUCCCGUCAAGGUCGUGGGCAUUCAGGAGGACGGCUCCGUGGUGGAUGUGCUGGAGGCUGUGGAGUGCAGGUCUGCGGAUGAAGACGUCGUGAAGGUCUCCAACCACUGCGACUCCAUUUUUGUGAACGGGAAGGAAAUGAAGAGCAAAGUGGACACGACCGUGAACUUCACGCACCAGCACUUUACCUCCCAGCUCGAGGUCACCGUCUGGGCGCCCAGACUCCCCCUGCAGAUUGAGAUCUCAGACACGGAGCUGAGCCAGAUCAAGGGCUGGAGGAUCCCCGUGGCCUCCAACAGGAGGCCCACCCGAGAGAGCGAGGACGAGGAGGAUGACGAGAAGAGGGGCAAGGGGUGCUCCCUGCAGUACCAGCACGCCACGGUGCGCGUCCUCACCCAGUUCGUGGCCGAGGCGCCCGACCUGGGCCAGCUCAGCUACAUGCUGGGCCCCGACUGGCAGCUGGACAUCACCGAUCUCGUGGCCGAGUUCAUGAAGGUGGAGGAACCCAGGAUCGCGCAGCUCCAGGGCGGCAGGACCCUGGUGGGCCGGGAGCCGGGCAUAACCACCGUGCAGGUGCUCUCGCCGCUGUCUGACUCCAUCCUGGCCGAGAAGACGGUGAUCGUGCUGGAUGACCGCGUCACCAUCGCAGACCUGGGCGUGCAGCUGGUGGCCGGCUUGUCCCUUGCCCUGCAGCCUCACAGAGCGGACAAGAGAGCCAUUGUCUCAGCGGUGUCGGCCCAGGACGUUCUCCGGGCCCCGCAGCAGGAAGCAAUAGUCAGUUCUUGGAUUUUGUUCAGUGAUGGUUCGGUGACACCCUUAGACAUUUAUGACCCCAAGGAUUUUUCAGUUACUGUGUCAUCAUUGGAUGAAAUGGUGGUGUCUGUCCAGGCAAACCUUCAGUCCAGAUGGCCGGUGGUGGUCGCACAGGGUGAAGGGCAAGGGCCCUUGAUUAAACUAGAAAUGAUGAUUAGUGAGCCCUGUCAGAAGACCAAGAGGAAGAGCGUUCUUGCCGUGGGUAAAGGAAAUGUCAAGGUCAGAUUUCAACCAAAUAUUGAUGAGCACCAAGGAGGCACCAACGACAUUGAGGGCAUCAGUCGGGAAUACAAAGACCACCUCAGCAAUUCCAUAGAGCGUGAAGGGAACCAGGAGAGAGCAGGUCAGGAGUGGUUCCAACAUGGCGCCUCUGUUGGCCACGAGGAACGUAGCGACAAAAGCACAACCCCAUGGUCUCCCCAGGAAGGAAAGGAUAAGAAGUCACUCAAGAGUGGCGGCGCAGACGCCUUCACAAGCUUCCCCACUCAAGGGAAAUUACCGGAACCCAAUAACCCCAGUGACCUGACAGUGACCUCCAGGGGGUUGACUGACUUGGAGAUCGGCAUGUACGCUCUGCUCUGUGUCUUCUGCCUGGCCAUUUUGGUCUUCUUGAUCAACUGUGUGGCAUUUGCUUGGAAAUACAGACACAAAAGAUUCGCCGUGAGCGAGCAAGGCAACAUCCCCCAUUCCCAUGACUGGGUCUGGCUUGGGAACGAGGUGGAACUUCUGGAGAACCCCGUGGACAUCACCCUCCCAUCAGAGGAGUGCACGACCAUGAUAGACAGGGGGCUGCAGUUCGAGGAGAGGAACUUCCUUCUCAAUGGCGGUUCCCAGAAGACCUUCCACAGCCAACUGCUCAGGCCCUCUGACUAUGUCUAUGAGAAGGACCUGAAAAGUGAGCCUCUGAAUCCAUCGGGCCCAAAGCGGAAGCGAGUCAAGUUUACGUCCUAUACCACCAUCCUCCCGGAGGACGGCGGCCCGUACACCAACUCCAUCCUGUUUGACAGUGAGGACAACAUCAAGUGGGUGUGCCAGGACACAGGGCUGGGGGGCCCCCGGGACCUCAGAGACUACAUGGAAAGGCUGCAGGACCCCAUGUGAGCUCCUUUCUUACGUUUGUAUUCACCUCUAUGCCUUCUGUUUUUGGAACGGUGGAGCAGCGAGUUUGUUCAGCAAUAGGGGGUGAUUUAACAAAGCUUCGUUUGGGGCAGUCUGGGGGGAGGGGAUCCCUUUCUGAGCAGGUGUCAGAGGCCCGGAGAGUAACAGCAGCCGGGCUGUAAGCCGGGAAAUGUCUCGAAAGCAGCCACCUGUAGCUCCUGGAGAAAUUCUGAGACGACAGUCCCAUCUGCGACCUGCUCCUAGCUCAGUUCAAACACACUAAACCUGGCCCCACAGACAUUGUUAGUCAUCUCGCGACAAACGGCCGCGUGGGAUUCGAAAAGGCUCGGGUGUUGAUUUUUCUACUCCUAGAACUUUUAAAGCACAGUGGACACUCCUUGCCCUUGGCCUGAGAUUGGACGUUCGUGAAAGAUGCUGAAUGUAGCCGCCCUUAUUUGUUACAAGGCUGCUCAUUAUUUUUAUACACAUUUGCACCUGCACCUGGUUCCUUUGGCCUCUGGAAUUCUUUUUGAAACAUGAAGAAAAGCAAUCAUGGUCUCCUCUCUCGGAGACGUUUGAUUUUCCCAUGAGUUUUAGUCGCCGACGUUCGCCGCAUCUGGGUUGAACGUCAGGUGCUCUCCGUUGCCCACUUCCCUUACCGAAGGGGCGAUGUCUGAGAAGCUUAUCCUCACACUGUUCUCCCUUCUCUUUGUUGUGGAACGUCCUCGUAUAUCAGACUGGGACACGGGAUUUUACAUAAAAUAUUAAUAUAGUGCGAGGGAGGGCCAUCUUUACAGUUUUCUAUACGACGCUUACAAACUUUGACUUGUCAACCACAUUUGUUUUUAUCUUCUGCUUGUGGGACAUUCGUGGGGGACUCCUGGAGUGUAUUUCUGAGGGCAGAAAGACCCUGAGAGUCGUAUUUAUACUGGUGCUUUCCGGUCAACACAAUUUGUUAUCCAAGCUGAAAUCAAAAUUUUAAAUUACUAUGACACAGAAAGGAAAUGGUGUAGGAAUCAAUGUUCAGGUUACACUUCUGUUUUACCAGAGCAAAAAGAAAAAAAAAGAAAAAAAACGAAAGUAAGUAGAAUGAUGUUUCAACUUAGCAAUAUGUAAGAAUCCAUCCAUAUAAUGACCCCCCCCAAAAAAAAAUAAUCAGUCAUGGCUCCCGCAGGGCUCAAGCCUACGCAGGGUAGGCACUGAUGGAGAAAGGAAUGGGCUGGCUUCCAAGUUUCAUAAAGUAAAUGACUGUAGGAGAGUUUCAGAAGCAGGUAGGCAGAAACACCCUAGCUGCUGGAAAGUCAGAGUGACAACAGGAAAAAAAAAAAAAAAGUGUGACCCCCCUGCAUAAUUCACAAAUUAAAAAAAUGUCUUUCAAAAAAGAGCAGGAAGGGUUCCAAGCCGAGCAAAAAUUUCAGAUUAGCAGAGCAGAGCAACAUUGUAUGCCGGGACAUAGCUGGGAAGACGGGCGCGGGGGGCUGGCCCACCUCUUCCGCGCUUUCCGGGGCCAUCUGCGUGGCUGGUGCCUGGACCUGUAAAGCCAGAGUCGCGAAGACCCGCCGGAGGGGCAAGGAAGCGGCUGGUUGACUCCAUGCGGCGGCGGAGGAGCGAGCCGUGGGAACAAGAGGCUCUGGGGUGUCGUGGAGCUCUCGGUGCACCCAGGAGCACGCCGACCCUGCCUCCUCGCGCACCAUGCGGCGGCCACAGCUUCCUGCCUGUGUCCCUUGCCCACGGGACAGGGCGGAAAUCAGCAGCGCUGUGGGCCUGAUCUCUAGAGGCCCGCGUCCAGCCGAUCUUGUGUUUCCGAUGGGGGCUAAGGGCUGAAGCUGGUGAAGUUCCCAGAAUCUUCUGAUCUGAUGGAUGCAAGAAGCCAAGAGACCCAGGCGUUGGCUUCCGAGCGAGUUUACAGAGAAAAGGCUGACGGGAAUAGGAACUACGCCUGAGAGGAGGCUGCCGCCGCUCACCGAGGACUAGGUGCGGAGGGAGCUCGGGGCCCCCCCGGGAGGACGCCAGGGAGUUCUCACGCUAAGGCCGCGUAGCUCUCCAGACUAGGCCUGCUCACUGUGCCGCGUUCUCCACGUUGUCUCCCUGUGGAUCAUCAGCAUUCCGAAAUAACGGGAGCUCUGUGUCUGAAGCGGAGGCAGCUCAGCGGAUAGAGGGGGUGAGUCUCACACGCGCACACGCGUGUGUGCCCCCACGCAUGUUCGGCAGGCUGCCCCCGCUGCUGCAGUGAGGCCCCGGGUGGCCGAGGGCGGGUGAUCUGGGAAAGGACAAGGGAGCGUUACUGAGAAGCUUGCGCAUCAGAGCCUUUCCUGGGGUCGGAGCGCUUGCUGCAGACAGAGCGCAGACCUGGCGGCCUCAGAAGCGGGAACGUGCCAGCGCGUUCUCGGCGCCGGGAAACUGACCGCUGCCCUGAAGAUGCCUCCCAAGGGUGAGCAGGAGUCCCCCCCCCCCGGCGUGAUCCGGGCUCUGUACCCUCUGCCGGCUGCCGUUCACUCUCACUUCACCUUGAGAGUCAUGUGGAAGGUCCUGGGCGGGGGCAGGGGUCCCUUUUACCCACGGCACACACUCACUUGGAUGCACACGCGUGUGCACAUGUGUGAACAGAGAAUACAGUAUUUAGUAGAAUGGCACUGUGGGCUUCUCCCUGACUUGCUGUGGCCACUAUCCCAGCUCCCCAGGAUUUCGGUGAGGUUCUUUCUGUCCUAAAUGUUUCCUGCUUACCCGCUCACCAAGUCAAGGAAGAUUGCUUAUUUUCCAACCAGAUCACUUAAAAUGAAUAGGAACUAUGCCCUUCAAUAUCUAAACCAGAACGGGGAAAAGAUGUCACUUAGGAAACCUUGAAAUCCGUUCCCUGGGGGCCUGCACGUGCCUGGAGUUUCCAGGUUUCUCAGAGGGGGAAUAGCCCAUUGAUCAGUGUGAUUAGUCACCUUAGAACAACAGGGAUCAAUUUCCCUUCCUCUCCCCUUGCCCCCCAGGCCAGUGCCAGCCAGCCUCCUCGGGGGCCGCAGGCUAGAAGCUGGGCGGGUCCCAUGGAUGGGACUCAGACGCCCUCGGGGACCAGGCCACCUAGAAGUGGGGGGUGUGAGGCCAGUGUUCCCAGCUGCCAGAUGUACCCCCUCCCGGGCCACACCCUGGGAUCCAGGAGCAGCUGCCACACCACGGAAGUGAAGCUUAAAUGCACCGUGUUACCUCGGCGGGGAAGCAAGAAGAGCCUGCCAGUGUCCCAGAGGAGCGCCCCCGGCAAGCUUCUGGCUGACGGUGUGCACCGACAGAGGACGGACUGACCCCCCAGCUCUUCUGUGUUGCGCCCUGCCCAGGGUCAGCUCCCAGACUUCAACUCCAGGCAGAGGGUGUGCGUGUGUACACGUUAGCGCAGGGAGAACAUAGAUUACUUCUUGUCCCAUUUGCCCCAUCCGUAGAUGAGCACUUUGUACAUUGUUCAUUUCUAAGUUUUAGGAAGUCGGCCUCUGUGUAUUUUGACCCUUUGCACCCUUUCUUCAGCAAUUUGGAAAGGCAUCCUCCUAAGAGGGGUGCUGGGCCUGGUCGAGGCUCUGUGUCAGAGAACCAACCAACCCACCGUCAACGACCACACAGAACAGGUUGCACCUGCUUCCUACGCGUCUCUGGGACCAUUGCCUUUUCUCUAAUCAUCUCAAAAACGGCUUCAACUCUCCAUCCUCGUCUCUGUAAGUGACACGAUCGUUGACAGACCCGGCAACCCUCUCCUCCAUCGAAAUUCUAGACGUGUGAUGUACCACGUAUCCCCUGUGAUGUGGAGGGACAGGCCGGGUGGUGGAGGUUACGGGAGGACACAGCUGGCAGAUAUUUUUGUAUGUGAGAUACACAAUACGCCUCACCAAGAAGUGUGCUGGAAUAGAUACAUUUUACAGCAGAAGCAUGCAACACUGUAGCUUUUAAAUGUACAGCCUUCCCACUCCGAAAUAUCUGAACCCAUGGUAGGGGAAACACCGGGUAGGAACGCAGCCUGGACAGGGCUCGGCUCGUUGGCGGUAUCACUGAUGGAAUCUGCCAGAAUAUUUUGAUCUUACUCUUCAUUACUUUCGGAUUUUUUUUUCCUCUUUUUUUCCCCCCUGGAAAUACUUAAGAAAUAAAGUGACUACAUUUCCCAGCAUAAAGUAUAUUCUAACCACAGGGUAACUCAUCAUUUUUAACAUGAAAAUAAACAUUUAAACCUUC
This is a messenger RNA of Neogale vison (American mink), 6368 nucleotides long. RefSeq names its product transmembrane protein 132B (gene TMEM132B). The transcript is spliced from 7 exons. The record is from RefSeq and is a predicted model, not a curated record. The coding region runs from base 138 to 2171 and encodes 677 amino acids. Lineage: Eukaryota; Metazoa; Chordata; Mammalia; Carnivora; Mustelidae.